UAAUCAUGCCACAAAUAAAAACGUGUGUACUUUUAAGUGUAUUUUUGUUUAGUUCUUGCGACUGUGGUGAUGUGUUUCACGGAGGCAGCAAAAUAGUUUUUUAUCCAAGUUAUCCAGCCGAAUAUUUUGGCUACGCAGUCGCUAUUGGUGAAUCUGGGCUCUUAGUCGGUGCUCCAAAGGCUUCAACCAUCGGAUUGAAGAAAAUUUCAGCCGGCGUUGUAUUCAACUGUCCUCUUAAAAAUCUACAAGCUACGAGUACAAAUGUUUCCUGUACGCCCUUGAAGAUAAAAGGCUCAAAUAGCCUUCGAAAUGGGAUGUGGUUUGGUGCUAGUUUGGCAGUAGGACCUACGGGGAAAACUGUGAUCUGCGCCCUGCGCUUGGCUCGUAUUCAUGAAUACGAUUACGGAACGACGAAGAAGGUGGAUGUAAACGGUGCCUGUUAUCUGAAGAUGAAGCGACGAGAAUCCUUCUUGUUCCCUUUGGAUAAUUAUGACAAACAAUGGUUCCAAAUCAAUAAUUCAAGGACGGAGUACGUGGACUACCACAUGAACGCGACCAUGACUUCAAUCAAGUAUUAUACUCUGGCGCAAGCUGGCAUGGCCGUCAAGGUCACCGAGGAUAGAAUCAUCAUUGGAGCACCAGGCUUGCUGGUGUGGUCAGGUGGAAUAGUACAAUAUGCUUAUAAUCCCGCUGAAAGUAGUAUAAGUUAUUCUCAACAAGCAACUUUCAACCCGUACUUCACGUUCGAUGUUCGCCCUGAUGAAUACUAUGGAUACAGCGUGGAAUCUGGUGUGUUCGAGGAUGGCGGUAAAACCCUCUAUGUAGUAGGUGGUCCGAAGGCAAAAAAAGGCUUUGGAAUGGUUCUAGUGUUAGAACCCGCCUCUACAGAAAUGGCGCCACUCAAGAUCCUUGCCAAACUUAAAGGCCCUCAACUCGGUGCUUAUUUUGGCGCUAGUCUUUGUUGCGUGGAUAUUAACGCCAAUGACAGAAUGGACCUUCUAGUGGGCGCACCUAACUAUGUGAAGCAGUUUUAUAAAGAGGAUUUCUAUGACCAAGGAGCAGUCUUCGUUUAUUUAAACAAAGAACAGGCUACAGGUUUUGUUCUCGAGUACACUGGGCAUGUGACCGGAUCAAAAAGCAAUGGAGCUAAGUUUGGAUACUCUAUGGCAGAUCUAGGAGACAUAGAUGGAGAUGGAUACAACGAUAUGGCUGUCAGCGCCCCCUGGGAAGAUGAGGGUGCUGGUGUUGUAUAUCUUUAUAGAGGACAUAUAAAAGGGCUUAGAACUCAUUACGAGCAGAGAAUCGUGGCGAGUGAAGCUCGUGGAUUUGGUAUGGGUUUAACAAAAGGCUAUGAUGUAGACCAUAACAACUGUAAUGACCUGGUUAUUGGAGCUUACAAAACGGACGCAGUUUAUAUGUAUAGAUGUAUUCCAACAGUGAAAGUUGAAGCAACUAUUAAGGUACCGGAGGCAUUAAACAUGCCGCAAAACACAACGAACUUCACUGCUGAAUUUUGCGUAAAAGUACAGCCGCUAAAAGAUUAUAGGACUGUAAUCAAGAUGGAAUUUAUUGCAUCGGUAACUAUAGAUCCCGAGGAAAAGCGAGCAAUGAUUGCUGGAAAUUCAACACACUUGUACACAGUAUUAGCUACGCCUUUAUCCGACAAUUGUGCGAUUAAACUUGUUGAAAUCGAGCCCACAGCUGAUCUAUCAAGACCUAUACGGAUAAUAUUUGAUAUGGAACCUAUUGACAGAAUGCAAGUCAAUGUCACUGAGUUUAAAAUGGACGCCGGGAGAGUAUCUGAAGAUUCCAAUUUACACUCGAGCUUGAACCUUCAAUUGGAAAAAGAAUGCGGAAAGGAUCUUGUUUGCUCACCGUGGCUCGAAAUGAAGUUGGAACCAUUCAAUGAACCUUACAUUCCAGGUUCUGGAGGAAGACUUGGGGCUAUCGUCAGAGUGGUCAGUAAGGAAGAACCGGCGUUUGGAGUACGCGUCAACUUGACCUUGCCUUCUCUGCCUAAGAGGGUGCCCACGACAUGCUUCUUAGAAGGAUUCAUCUUGUCCUGUAAUCUGCCUUCACCUUUCUACCGAAACCAAUCAGCAGUGUGGGAAGUAGAAGUGGAGUACACCAAUGACUUGAGAGAUAUGGGUGUAGCCAUGAUAGAAGCGAGCAUUGAUGAUCCUGUAACUAGCCGAAAUAUCAGCGAUCACUCUUCUCAGUAUCUAGAGAUCUCUAUUAUUACUGUAACGAACAUUAGCGCUACUGGAAAAGCACUACCAAAUGCAACAUUGGCAGUUUCCAGAGAAAAUUUGGAUGAAGGUGGCUCUGUGCCAAUUAUCCAUUAUUUUCAAGUCACCAACUCGGGACCAUCCGAUUGUCAUGAUUUGAGUAGCACAAUACUUGUCACGGGAAAGGUAUCCCUUGCCUCAAAAGAAAUAGCCGACUGUGAAGAGAGCUGGGACUCGACAGUUUGGUCCUGGCGUGCUCUUGGUCUGUGAAUGCCAUGCAGUCAAUGCCUGUGGUGGUAGCACUUCGCUAUGAUCUUGACGCAAACGGAGAAUCUCUCACGGCAGAUACAACACACAACGUUACCUCAACUUUAUUCCUAGGCCAACAAAAUAAAACUAUCAGCACUAUCACCCUCACAACAACAUUGAUUUUGGACCCCGUUCCUGAGCUUUGGAUAGUAUAUGUAAUAUCUAUAACUAUCGGGCUUCUGUUGCUGGCUAUUUUAUCUUAUACUUUGUACAGAUGCGGGUUCUUUUCGCGAAGAAAUUCUCAAGAGUUAAAAGAACGUCAGAAAAGCAAGAAACUUCUUCAAGAACCUGUAUGUUCUUAUACUCCCCAUUCUCAAUCAGAACCUGUGGCCGCUAGUACAUCGAAUGACGGAAUCCUCUUUGGACCAAGCUGUUCGUCUUACGACAACGGCCUCCCAGCAUUUACUUUUCAAGGCCCGUCUACUUCUAUGGAAUACCAGCAAAGUGUGGAACUGAACUGUUCUAAUUUUCCGACAAAUAUUUCAGAGGCAACGGCCAUUUACAAGUCUCUCCAAAUACAGCUAUCUUUGGAGUCAGAUUCUUAACAUCUCUGAUUAUAGGUUAAUUAAACUUGAAAAUGUCGUCAUAUUUGAUAAUUUCUUGAACACUUAUUUUACUAGAAAAAAAUUAAAAAUAAAUAUAAUUCAAAGACUACUUUACUGUUUUUUAAUUUCAGUUACCAGACACAUGAAAAUGUAAAUACUUACUCUUUAUAUCGUCCUGAGACCAAAAUAUAGGUUUAAAUAAAUACCUUAUUGCAGAGUAGGUACGGUACGGGAAACAGAACAUAUAGUACAUGUAGAAAUUAGGUAGGUUAGGCAAAAGUUGUUAUAUGUUUUUAAUGAUUUAUAAAUAUUUAACACACAAAAAGA
Molecule: messenger RNA, 3409 nt
Organism: Leguminivora glycinivorella
Lineage: Eukaryota; Metazoa; Arthropoda; Insecta; Lepidoptera; Tortricidae
Product: integrin alpha-PS3-like
Exons: 22
Coding region: 6-2498 (830 amino acids)
Biological process (GO): integrin-mediated signaling pathway; cell adhesion mediated by integrin; cell-cell adhesion
Cellular component (GO): external side of plasma membrane; integrin complex
Molecular function (GO): integrin binding
Source: RefSeq, a predicted model, not a curated record